Angiostrongylus costaricensis is the source of this 210-nucleotide messenger RNA. NCBI's taxonomy places the organism in Eukaryota, Metazoa, Nematoda, Chromadorea, Rhabditida, Metastrongylidae. The record is from the annotation of a GenBank genome assembly.
AUGUGCACUGUUCAGGUCGGGUACAUUGCUAAGCUAAGAAUUUCUGAUCCCAAACAUCAGAAAAUCAGUGAAUUUGAUGAGAUGGUCAGUCCUCCAGCCGUCGUAACGCAUCCGCUCGUCGACAUGCGUCAUUUUGACAACAAUGUGAGAAGUGGACGUCAGAGUGUAGACGAGCUGUCCUCUGUUCAUAUGGCAAAUGGGAUCACCUGA